Haplochromis burtoni (Burton's mouthbrooder) is the source of this 3781-nucleotide messenger RNA. RefSeq names its product inverted formin-2. Lineage: Eukaryota; Metazoa; Chordata; Actinopteri; Cichliformes; Cichlidae. The transcript is spliced from 11 exons. The record is from RefSeq and is a predicted model, not a curated record. The coding region runs from base 52 to 2118 and encodes 688 amino acids. Gene Ontology annotation, molecular function: actin binding.
AUCAAACACAUUUUUGUGCUUUGAUGCGUUUUGCUCGUGUUUCUACUUUCUAUGUUCUCUCCGUCCAGCACAAACGAGGAGUUUGUGGGCAUGAUCCAGAGUGGGGAUCGGACUCGGUUUGAUGUGGAGGUGCUAAAACAGCUGCUUAAGCUCCUGCCAGAGAAGCAUGAGAUGGAGAAUCUGAAGUCCUACCAGGGAGAGAAAGACAAGCUGGCAAAUGUCGAUCGCUUCUACACCGCUCUCCUUACUGUGCCAUGUUAUCAGUUGAGGAUUGAGUGCAUGCUUUUGUGCGAGGAAACUGCAUCGGUGUUGGAGAUGCUCAAACCUAAAGUCAAGCUUGUGGAGGAGGCCUGCCACUCUCUUAGAACGAGCACGCUCAUGCCCAGUUUUUGCAGGCUCAUCCUCGACGUGGGAAAUUUUCUAAACUAUGGAAGUCACACUGGGAACGCAGAGGGGUUCAAGAUUAGCUCCCUGCUCAAGCUCACAGAAACCAAGGCCAACAAGAGCCGCAUUACGCUGCUUCAUCACAUCCUGGAGGAAGCAGAGGCAAACCACCCAGAGCUGUUGGCUCUACCGGAUGAAAUAGCCAUAUGUGAAAAGGCAGCAGGAGUUAACCUGGACUCUGUUCAGUCAGAAGCCAGUGCGUUACUCAAACGGCUGAAUGAGACAGCCAAGAAAGUCUCCAACUCUGCGGAGGAGGUGAAGGAGCAGUAUGCAAAGGUUCUCGAGGCAAAUCUGGAGUUGUUCGGAGAAUUAAACGAGAGAUUUGCCGCGAUUGAGACGAAAAAGGGUGAACUGGCUGUCUAUUUAUGUGAAGAUGCCAAUCAGCUGUCACUGGAGGAACUCUUCGGUACCAUCAGGACUUUCCGAGGACUCUUCAUCAAGGCGCUGAAGGAAAACAAAACUCGGACAGAACAGGCGGCCAAGGCUGAGAAGAGAAAGAAGCAGCUGGCAGAGGAACAGUCCAAGAGACAGAAAGGAGAGAAUGGGAAAAUAAUCAAGAAAGGUUUUGUGCCGCAGAACGACGGCUGCAUCAUAGAAAACCUCCUGGCGGACAUCAGAAAAGGUUUCAGCCUCAGAAAGACCCGGCCAAGGUGCGAUUCGGAAAGCCUCCCUUCUAGUGAAAUGCGUAGGGAUACCUGCCCACAUGGAUCAAGUGCGAAGUCUGUAGGCGAAGAAGCCGUCGACAUGGCCACCAUUUCCGCUCCUACCGCGUCUCGGACAGAGGGUCGCCACAACAGCACGGGCGAGGUGAACGGCUUUAUAAGCCCAUCAGAAGAGACUCUGCCGGCUCCUCAGCUGAAUGCAGUGCACGACUGCACAGCCGCACCUCCAAGCACACUCCCAGGAAAGACAGCUCCAGCAGCACUCCUGGGAAGACCUACAUCUCUGCAGCCAGAGAAAGAUGCAGCAUCACCCAUAGAUGUGACUCAAGCUCAGUCUCAGGUUAAAGGGGACCACCAACCAUGCCUCCCCACAAAUGGCUUUUCAUUAGAUUCAGCAGAGACCAGCGUCAUCAGUCCUUCAUCCCUCUCAGACUCUGACCUGCUGGAGGCUACGUUUGAUGACACACCCAGCCCGGCCCCCGAGCAGCCAACGGAUCUUAGCGUAAACGUUCAUGUCAAAGAAAUUCCAAGUACGGACACGAAGCAGAGCAUGGAAAGCGAUAUUAUGGGAGAGGGGAAAGGAGAAACUACUAAUAAACCAAGCCAUUUACCAGAGACUGUAGGGCAAGAGAAGUGGCACGAGGAGACCGCGUACACGGGGGCGAAAACGUCUGGCCAAGACGAAGUCGAUAGUUGCAAACUUGCAGACCCCAAAAAGAGCCUGAUUACGCUCGAUGAAGGCAUCAUGCAGUGCGACGUCCAAGAUGCACUGGAACCAGAAGAUCUGGCAUCUGUGUCCGAAGCCCUUAAGCCAGACCCAAAGAAACAGAUGAAGCUCUUUAAACGAAACAAAAAGAAGAGUAAUCAAGGUAACCUAUCCAUUCACUUCAAUAAAGGCCAUCUCUGGAAUGCUAGUCUCUUGACGUUUCUUAAAGCGAAUCCUCUGUUAGUGUUUUUAUUCCAUUUAACAUUUUAUAUCUUAUGUAUGGGCUAUUUUACUAUAUGUGCAUAAAUAUUUUACAUGAAUACAUAUCUUUUAAAUUAAACAGUAUGAGUGCAGCAUUUGUCUUGAAGAUUGAAUACUGAAUGGAUUUUUUUAAAACCUGUGGUCCCUUUUUGUUUGAAUGUUCUGUUUUCCGUUCUGAAACACAAGGUAACAGUGGGAAAGGACACACUAAACAUAAAACAGGCUGUGUGUUGCAGUGAGGUAGGUCAAGUCGAUGGGAUGGCAAACCGUAAGCCGGAAAUUAACUCAAUCAUCGUCAGAGCUUUUGUUCCAAAUAACACGUCAUCUGUUGGUCUAACCGGAAUCUGGAUCUCAUUUGUCUGUGUUGUCCGACUUUUAACACACGGCCGUCUCUCUUAACGCUCUCCCAGUUUAGCUGGUUGUCGGGCUAAACUCUUGGGGUUUGUGAUAUCUGUUAAACUUGAGCCGGGGGGCAAAAUAAAAGUAUUGUCUUGUGCAAUAAUCAUCUUUAAUUAGUGGUUAAUCUAUUGAAAUUAAGUUUUCUGAUCUCAAACAGCCUCGCCGUUUGUGGAGUCUCUGUGAAGCCAUUGUGGACAGUUAUUUCAUGAAAGCUGUCACUUGUGUCCUCUUCUUCUUCCUCCAUAUAUUCUUGUCCAUUCUCUGAAUCUACAACGAUUUAACCUGCUAACAGUCUCGUGUGCUUCUUGUAAACUGUUUUGUUAAUUAAACAUACUGUACAUGAUAUAAAAUGUAUUUUAAAAAAAAAUUAACUCAAACUCUGGGCAUCUCUAAGCCAAUAAUAGUGUUUGCAAGCAAAGCGCCUCUCUGCUGAGGGCCUUUGAGCCGGCAGUGUCGCUUACAGAAAUAACUGUGAAAGGUAUUAAAGUACACGCUUUCAUUCGCACUAUUGAUUUGAGCAUUUGUUCUCUCUAGGUGACUCCAGAAAAAGAAAAUCGAGAGGGAAAAGAAAAUGCUGACUUCCGAGCAGGAGUUCAGAACAGUUUAUUUUAUUGGGAUUCCAUAAUGUUGAUUGGAGGAUGUGGAAGUCUUCUGUGAAGCCUCAUCCUGACCAAGAAGAGCGACCACAUCUGAGGCUGGGAUUUUUUUUUUUUCUUCAAUAAAUAAAUGUUUAUUUAUAUAGCACCUUUCAAGACAGAAUCACAAAGUGCUGCACAUAAGAUUACAAGUCAUAAAAAGAUUUAAAAAGAGAAAAUAAAACGGGCAAAACAUUAACCAAAAGCAGUUUUAAAAAGAUGAGUUUUGAGUUGUUUUUUAAAAACAGCGACUGAGUCCGCAGUUAAUGUUGGGGAAGAGAGUGCCACAGUGGCAAAAGCUCUAUCAGCCUUAGUUCUCCUUAGUUUUCACGUUAAAGUCACUUUAUGUAAACUGGAGGGUUUUUGUGUUUAUGAGGACUAUUUUGAGGGGGAGAAAAAAAGCUAAAUGUUCUUUAUAUGUUUGUAUAAUUGUUGUAAUAUGCAGUGAAUGUGUUUUUGCUAUAAGCUUUGUUUAUGUUUGCAGCACCCAUAAAAAGAUGCAGUGUUUGGUUUGAGAUAUUGAAUUUAAUCAAUUAUAAAAUAAUACAAAUCUUAUGUCUUAAUUUCUUUGUUAAUCAAAUGAUCUGCGACAGGAUAUAUGCGUAUAAAGGAGAGCGAGAAUGGACUGUAACUUUUAAUGUUGGGUAUAUUUUAAUAAAAUUGAAGAUACUGUU